Columba livia (rock pigeon) is the source of this 6759-nucleotide messenger RNA. It is a transcript of the gene FAM222B, whose product is annotated as family with sequence similarity 222 member B. The transcript has 3 exons. Lineage: Eukaryota; Metazoa; Chordata; Aves; Columbiformes; Columbidae. Bases 201 to 1865 code for a protein of 554 amino acids. The record is from RefSeq and is a predicted model, not a curated record.
GGGGGGGCGGGGCGGCGGGGCCGUUGGCGGGCGGCGCGCGUGCGCGGGAGCGGCUGGCGCAGCCACCACGGCGGAGAGCGGGCGGCGGCGCGCGGCGGGGCCGGCACGGGCACAGCGGCGGCGGCGCCAUGAGGCCCGGGCAGGGGCACCGAGAUGUGCAGAGGAGUGAAUGGCCCAUGUUGUGUUAGUGCCUGUCUGCCAUGCUGGCCUGUCUGCCAGGACCAGGCGACCUCUCCUUUCAGCUUCUUUCUUACACGCAGAUGAACACUGGACUUCAGAAAUGGGACACUACACAGAAAAUGAGAUCUGCACAGUAUCCUACCCCAGCAGAAUUGGAUGCUUAUGCUAAGAAGGUCGCCAACAACCCACUGACUAUAAAAAUUUUUCCAAACAGUGUCAAGGUUCCCCAGAGGAAACACAUACGCCGUACUGUGAACGGACUUGAUACUUCGGGCCAGAGGUACAGUCCCUACCCGUCUCAGGCCACCACGAAAACAGGCCUCCUGGCGAUAGUCAAAUCUCCAGCGAAAGGCAUUAUCAAAGACUUUGACGGGACCCGCACGCGCCUGCUGCCGGAAGCGAUGAUGAACCCCCCGUCCACGCCGUACGUUGCACCAAGCACUUUAACCCACCACCCCCAGGCGCUUGCUCGCCAGCAGGCUCUCCAGCACGCACAGACUUUGCCGCACCCCCAGAGCAUCCCGCAGCCACAGACUUUGCAGCACCCUCAGGGGAUACCCCAGCCACAAAGCUUACCGCACCCUCAGGGGAUACCGCAGGCGCUGCCGCACCCUCAGAACAUGCAGCAGCCGCAGGGCUUGCAGCACCCGCAGCCCAUGGCACACCAGACUCUGCAGCACCCCCCGAAUCCUUUGCUGCAGCCGGGUUUACAUGGAAGCAGAAAGAUGCCGGAUGCAGACGCGCCGCCGAAUGUGACCGUGUCUACCUCAACCAUUCCCCUCUCUAUGGCUGCCACCCUGCAGCAGAACCAGCCACCGGACCUGAGCAGCAUUGUGCACCAGAUUAACCAGUUCUGCCAGGCCAGAGCUGGCAUUAGCACUACCUCAGUCUGUGAGGGACAGAUCGCAAACCCCAGCCCUAUAAGUCGCAACCUGCUUAUCAAUGCAAGUACCAGGGUAUCUACUCACAAUGUCCCUACACCCAUGCCUUCCUGUGUAGUGAACCCUGUAGAUCAUGCUGCUGCUGCUAUCCCUCCUGCCUCUGUUAACGUGCCCAUGGUGAAUAUUAACAGAGUGCCGCCCGCCUACCAGAACGAAAUCAAAUCGGUCGCGUGGAACCAGCACCAGCUUGCGCAUCUGCAGCAAAUGUGCGGGGAUGCUGCUGGGCCCACCGCGCUGGCGGGGAAAGCCCCUCCGAGGGAGAUGGCGGGGCAGAGUUUUCCUGGCAAAACCUCCACCUACCCUCAAGAACUGUGUAUGGGCCAGUCCUUCAGCUUGAAGCCCCCCAUGGAGAAGCCCACACCUUCUCCGCCCGUGAACGGGUUGCAGGGACCUUUGCCAUACACCAACGGGCACUAUUUCCAGCCCAUCUGGAAUAACAUUCUGCCCACGCCCAACAGUGACAGCUCUGGGUCCCAGGACCUCGCCAUGCCUUUCCACGGGGGACAGCCAGCGGGAGCACCGCUCGAUUGUGCAGGAGGAACUCAUUACAGAGCUGGAGCUGGCCCAUCCAGCCAGAAUAAUGUGAUGCAGACCAUGGAUUACCUAAGCGGGGACUACCAGCAGUCCUGCUUCAGAGAUCAGAGCAUGGCCGUGCUGGGAAAAGUCCAUCGGCCUCCCAUGAACCGAGCACCUGAACCAACUGAUAGUCGAAAUCUUCAUAUUCAACACCCAGGGUAUAGAUAGGCUGCAGUCACUUUCACAGACAAAAAAUUAUAGGUUUAGUCUUAAUUUUAAUUAAUAAGCAAGGCGUUUUUAACUUGCAAACUUGUGUGAUCAUUAUAGUAACCAUUGGAAGAAGACAUACUGUAUAUUUAAAAGCUUUGCUUACAUGUUAUCUAUCUCCUUUAUGCAUCAAAUAUUUAACAUGCCUUUUGUUUCAAAGAAUUUCAUUACACUACUUCACGCCACAGCUGUUUCCUCACCGCAGAAUCCCCUUUGUGCAGCUCUUGCCUUCUGCUUAGCAGCUCCUUGCCGGACUGAUGUUGAGUUGCUGCAGGGUUUCGCAGUUGCAUCUGUUCGCCGGCUCCAUCAAGAGCGAGGUAGCGUAGCUGCUUAAAUUUCCAUCUCAAUUUCCUCUGAAGAUUAAGAGCAACAGAAUUUGUCAGGAAGCGGGGCUUAUUUUCAGCUCGAAAGCCCGUUUCAUUAAUGCAUUAAACAUUGACCAUUUGCACUGUCUAGAGGCCUAUUUAAUUGAAAGAGAAGCCUACGUUUGAAAAGAGCUAGCUAGGGGUAUGUAUUUAGGCAUUGAUAUAGGAAGAAGCUUUUCAACUAUUUCAUGCCGAGACGCCCACGUUUUUAUCCUUUAGACUUUGUCCAAAGUCAAAAGUCUCUGGCAGAUGAUUUGGACACGUUUUUAUUUGCAGACAGGGUAUGGAGGAGGGGGGAAUGGCAGUUUUAAGGUGCAGGCAGCGUAGCUGCUUUGUUUUCUGCGUUGUAUUUCCCUUCCCCGCUCUCCUUUCGCCAACCUAAGAGCCGACUUUGUCUGAACCCCUUGCUGCUAGGAGUCUGGCCGUCCCAACGCGAAGGGAAUCCAGACCCACUGACAACUCCAAAAAGGGUUCAGCCGCUUCUCCGGUAGCUAGAAUUUAAUUUCAGGGCGAGGAGACGUAACUCGAGCUCGUCUCCGGUGCAACGAGUGGUUUUCGCCAGGAUGGGAGGCCCUUGAUGUGAAGCGAAGCUCCGCUCACGAGCCACUGCGGGACCAACGGUCCCGUGUUCCUCUCCAUCAAAACGCCACAGCAGGUUUAACGGAACAAUUCUCCUCUCUGGGAAUUAGCGGGGCUGGUUUUAGCGUCCCUUUUUCCCGGGGUCUCGGUGCCUAAACUCCUUCUGUUCCUUUUCCAUGUCACUUCCUAGUCGAGUCAGUGACCGCAGGACACUAACUAUUGAGUAACCUCAGCGUCUUGUUCUCCUCAGCGUACCGGAACGUCCCUUUUCCUUUCUAACAGCCAAAUUUGUUGUAAGUAGAAAAUUUCUCAUCUCUGUUAAUGAGACUAAUACUUGAACAUAAUGAUCACAAUCAAGUUUGGAAAUUAAAAAAAAAAAAAAAAUUAAUAAUAAUAAUUAAAAAGAAAGCAUUGAUUCUUUAUAUGUACACUGGCUAAAAAUAUUGCUCUACACUGUAACUUUUAAGUGUAAUAUUUCUGUAUGAAUGUCGCCUGGUAGUGUGGGUUUGAGUAGCAUUGUGUAUGGGUGAACCCACUGGCCUCCGCCAUCCACUGGCCUCCCUCACAGCCCUUGGAAGAAACAAAGCCUUAAGUAUUUGCUCCUUGAAAUUUCCUUAACGAGCAUGGUUUAAAAUCUUAAAGACAUCAUACGAAAUUAAAAAAAAAAAUAUAAAAAAAAAAGAAGUUUUGGAGUGACGUCAUAGUUGGCUAGAGAUCCUUCAAAGUUUUUCGUAAAUGGAAAAAUUAGACAACAUUUAUUUGUAUUUUUUUAAUUUAGAUGUGUAGUCCUGGGCUGUAACAAAUAUUUAGGUUUCCAAGCUUAGCAGAGUACGUUUUCUGACUCCUCGCGUAAGUUAGUACACUUAUAUCAUGUCAUUAUUUAAAUUCUUUUAAGUGUACUAUAAACCGUUCUUUAGUGGUAACUCUUUAGCAAAGUUAAGCAAUUUGACUAAAGACGGAUUAAAUUAUGUGUUGGCUUGUGUUGCCUUAUAUUUAAAAAGGAAAAAAAUUGCCUGAUUGUGUUAUGCCAAAUGAUAGCAACAUGAAGUCCUAAUUUAUUGUUUAUAAUCGUAUUCCUGCAGUCUUUGUGAAAACUGGUAAAUAUACAUCUAUGAAAGAACUAAAACCCUGAGGCUUUUCAUGCAAUAUUUGUCAGAACACGUUCUAUUGGGACCCGCGGCUCAGUCUGAAGCCGCUUCCCUUCCCUUCCCCUCCCAUCGUCUUCCCCGUCUCCUCCCAAACCCACCCAGGGCUGUGCGAUGACUUUACCCUUCCCUGCGAGUUCCUGUAAGGUGUUCUGCUACCUGAACACCUGCCUUUUUACUAAAUAAAAUACUGGCAUCUCCUCUGUUCACUAGCCUGCUGCAAAUCUCAACCCAGACUGUUAUUAAAAACUGAUUUUCUUGGUGGUUUUUCCUCCUGCUCUUCUCCUGCGAGGCCGAGUCGAGUCCCGUGUUGUGGUGUUGGUUUCGGUGCUGGGAGGCGUUGGGCUGCGAUGGCAGCAGCUGUUGGGGGUUCCACAACCUCUGAGACUUUGUCCCAGCCAGGAUCAGGGAGCAAAAAUACUCCCGCAACUCAUCCAGGUGGGACAUGGCUUGAAAAAUAGGAAUCAUUUUACUUUUUAAAAUAUACUGAAAUAUUUCCUGUUGUUCUAGGAGUGAGAUUUUCUUUAAGCCAACCCUUUUCACCCCGGCAGCAGCAGCCUGGUGCUGAUGGGCUCUCCUCCCAUCUUCUUUAAAGAGAAGCACGCUGACCUGCCCCAUUCCCAGGUACAGCUUUUGGGAGCAAACACCGAAUAUGCGGCGUGGGGAUCCAGACAUGUCCCUGUCCCUCCCCGAGGGGACAAAGGGAGCAGCAGAAGAGGCACAAGCCUCAGCUAUUCACGCUGCCUCAUCAGCACUGAAAUCUGUUCCCUUUACGCUACCACACUGAUUUAGCAGAGUAUUAUUUAAUAGUUCUUUUUGGCAACCCCCUUGCCAGGCGGAGAGGGACAUUAGAUCCGAGGAAUGAUAAACAUGGAAGUGGCGAAGACCCUUCCACGAGGAACCUUCCGUCUGACAUGUCUUGUCUUUCCAGCAGAAGCUUUGAAGCUGUUAAAUCGCAAGCCUGGUUUGUUACAGCCCAAAGUUAACGUUUUAUAAAGGUGCUUUGUGAAUUUGCUUUGUGAAAGGUGUCUCCGUGGGACUCGGCCGCUCCCGUAGAAACCAAACAGAAACGUUUGCUGGGCAGAGAACUGGGAAUUGCUGCUGUAUUUCAUUAAACCACAAACUUAUUAUAAAUGGUGCUGCUUAUGUGCUACGGGUAUGAAAGAGAGACCUCGUCCCUCUGCCCUCCUGCUGGUUCCGUCUCAGGCUGGUGUGGCCGUGGGCAGCAGGACAGGGAGAAGGGGGUGUGUCCCAAAGGGAAUUUGGGGAAGGGUCCCCAUGGGUUUGUGGGGUACAAAUGUGUUGGGUGCAGCCUGGCUGCUCUUCUGCAACUAGGGGAGGGAAACAGCAAAAAUCUCAGAGCCAGAGAAGUGCUGAAAUAAUUAAAAAGAGGAGUCGAGGUUUAAGUCUUGUCAAGGUGAAUUCGGAGACAUUCGUGACCCCGUUUGCGAGGAUUAGGGCUGUCCUGUGUUCUGCUCUCCCUGGCCAGGAGAGAAACAUCUCGGGGAGACACAGGGCUGCUCCGAAAGCUGGACCUGCUGCCCUUCAGAGUGUGUGUGGUAAACCCGGAGUUUUACUUAAUAAUGUAACACUAAAUAUUUUGAAGGGGAUUCAUAACAUUUGUAGACCCUUUCCGGAAGACAGGAGGUGUGGGGGUUUUCUCUCCUUUCCAGUGACGAUACAUCUGGUGUUGGGGAUGAACUGUGCGAUUUCAUCUCUAAGAACAACACAACUCAAACCCCAUCUCUGCGCUCGCUGCAAACAUCCGAGUGUGAAAAACAAGCAAACUAAUCCCUUCUGUGCUGUUCCCCAAUACUAAGAAGCAUACUUAGUUCCAACAUGCUUUUCCAGGAAUUUGGGCUAAACAGGCGGCUUAGCCCAGCUAAGCUCAGCUGGGACGGGCUGUCUCUGCCCGGCCUCGUCCCUUUGCCGGAGCUCCUGCAGUACCUGGUGUCUUUGUCCCCAACAAGAGGAAUCGCUUCUGCAAAGCCUCUUUGGGAAACUGCUCGGACCUGUUUACCAGAGCGAAGCUCUAGUGCCAUAAUGAGCCUGUGGGGACUUCGGCAGCACCGAGGAGUCACCUGCAGCCACAACUAAGCUGAAGGCUGAUGGCAGAGUAAGAUUCAACCCUUUGAAACAUCUCCUUUAGGGCUAAAUAGUUUUGUUUUGCUUUUUUCUAAAGGUUUAAUUCCUGUGUUUGAUCUUUGCCUCCUACACCGAGCUCGCCGUACCCCUGUAGAUGCUGGGAGAAUGCGAACGUUGAGUUUGACCCAAGGUGGGUGACACGCCGAGAUGUCACCACCAAAAACCAGCGGCACGUCGUCUCGUGAUGGAGCCUGUUGGGAGAGGAGCAACUGCUGCAGGUGCUGCAAAAAAUUGAGCUGGAAAAAAAUGCUGAUGUGGGGAGCAUGGAGGGUCCCCAAGAGUGGAGGAGCCAAAGGAAAGGGACACUUUGACGUCACCUCCUUGCAUUUUGGCUCACUCAUGUCUGGCAUCUUCUCGGCUGCUUUUCCAAUGCUCGACAAGGCCAAACUGCAAUAAAAUUACCGGAGUAGUUUAUCUAAUUGGUUUAAGUUAAUUUCAAGGCAGUUGGGCACAAAGCGUUAAUUCAGCUGGGUGGCUGGAGCUGAGGAGAUGCGCUGGCACCGGAGUGGUGAAAUCGCACCAAGAUUUACAGUCUCACUGUAAAACCCCUCGGUCCUGGGGACACAAAGGGCUGGGUGGGGGGAGCCUGGUGGGUUUUUAAUAAAGGACGUGAAAAGUGAA